Eleginops maclovinus (Patagonian blennie) is the source of this 3593-nucleotide messenger RNA. RefSeq names its product G protein-coupled receptor 37a (gene gpr37a). Gene Ontology annotation, biological process: positive regulation of MAPK cascade; adenylate cyclase-inhibiting G protein-coupled receptor signaling pathway. Gene Ontology annotation, molecular function: G protein-coupled peptide receptor activity; prosaposin receptor activity. Gene Ontology annotation, cellular component: plasma membrane; signaling receptor complex. NCBI's taxonomy places the organism in Eukaryota, Metazoa, Chordata, Actinopteri, Perciformes, Eleginopidae. The record is from RefSeq and is a predicted model, not a curated record. The transcript is spliced from 3 exons. The coding region runs from base 403 to 2334 and encodes 643 amino acids.
UAUCAGACGGAGCUCGGGUCUGCAGUGUCCGCAUUUUGCCUCUCUCUCCCCGGCCUCUGGGCGGCUGUUCUCACAGAAUCUUCCCGGGACAGAGGUGGACUUUUCCCGGGUUAAUUCCCCACCUUUAGCUACGGAGGAUCUGAGCGGUCAGUUAACUUUUUUUCCAUCCAGUUUGAGGAAAUUAUUCCGCUCUGGUCUCUUUGGUGAUGCCUCCAGACUGGAGCCGCUCCGGGACGCACCCAAACCAAGCAGGUGCACGUGCUCUGAUACACAACCAAAGAGUUAGUGGAAGCUUUUUGCGCGCGAAGAUGAAGGAAAACUGAGAUUCUGUCGCAGCUUAAGUUGAUAUUUUCGCAUUUUGUCAGAAACCACAGAUGGAUCGAUCAUUUUGGAACCAGUUCGAUGUUACAGGUUAGACAGAAUCACACGAUGCUGCUUCCAUUCUCGGGGUUUCUGUGUAUGUGGCUGUGCAGCGAGGCCUUUGCAACUCAGCUCCACAAAACAAAGACGACUUUCAGCCCUCACUUUGAAUCCACAGCCGCUGAGAGGAGCCAUCAGAGCCGGAGAUGGCGCACAGUCACCGGGGAGGACAAUGGGGGGACGAGCGGUGCAGAGGCCUUGGGGCUGGAUACUUUAAAUCUGUCACCCUCUGAGCUGCUAGGGACACAGAUACCCGGGCGCGCUGUGCGUAAAAGCGACGCUCAGAAUGGAGAGCGAGUUCGCCAAGCUCUACGUACGGAUAUAAACAAACCCAGUGAGAGUAUUGGGUGCAAACCGGGAGAAGUGAUUGGCAAAAAAGACGGAAGCACUUGUAACCUGACAACGAUCGGACAUAACCGGCGGCAGAGGCGGUCACACUCUGUGCCGUUUGGGUCACAGGUGCGUAAAAGUGACGCGCAAAACGGAUUGCAGCACAUCCAACGCGAACACCAAGCUUUGCGCACGGAUAUAAAGACACUUCAUGUGAGUAAUGGAUGCAAACCGGGAGAAGUGCUUGAAAAAAGUCAACAUGAACACACUGUUCGGCAGAAGCGAAGUGUGCGACGCGGCAGAAGGAAGCGAAGUGACUUGGACGAAGCCUCCAUGGCGCAGGAACAAGAGGCCGAGCCCCCCUUCAACACCACGGACUUUGAGGAGGAAGAGGAGGAGGAGUACUUUGUACCGGACUAUCCGGACACCACUCCGGUGAACCCACGCACGCGCCGGAAGCAGCUGAAGAACCCCUUCUACCCGGUGACCGCGGAGGCGUGCGGCGCGUACGCGGUCCUGAUCAUUUCCGCGCUCAUCUUCAGCGUGGGUAUCAUCGGGAACGUGUCGCUGAUGUGCAUCGUGUGUCACAACUACUACAUGAGGAGCAUCUCCAACUCGCUGCUGGCCAACCUCGCGCUCUGGGACUUCAUCAUCAUCUUUUUCUGCCUGCCGCUCGUGCUCUUCCACGAGCUCACCAAGAACUGGCUGCUGGGGGAGCUCUCGUGCAGGAUCAUCCCCUACCUGGAGGUGGCGUCUCUCGGGGUCACGACCUUCACGCUGUGCGCUCUGUGCAUCGACCGUUUCCGCGCCGCCUCCAACGUGCAGAUGUACUACGAGAUGAUCGAGAACUGGGCGUCAACCACCGCCAAGCUGGCCGUCAUCUGGGUGGGGGCCCUGCUGCUGGCGCUGCCCGAGCUGCUGAUCCGGCAGCUGGUGACGGAGGACGGCGAGCCGCCCGACGUGGAGCCGUGCGAACGCUGCGUGGUGCGCAUCUCCACCGAGCUGCCGGACACGCUGUACGUCCUCGGCCUCACCUACGACGGCGCCCGCCUCUGGUGGUACUUCGGCUGCUACUUCUGCCUGCCCACGCUCUUCACCAUCUUCAGCUCGCUGCUCACCGCGCGCAAGAUCCGCCACGCUGAGCGUGCCUGCGUCCGCGGCAACAAGAAUAAGCAGAUCCAGCUGGAGAGCCAGAUGAACUGCGCGGUCGUGGCCUUGGCGAUCCUCUACGGCUUCUGCAUCAUCCCGGAGAACAUCUGCAACAUCAUCUGGGCGUACAUGGCGGCGGGGAUCCCCCGCAGGACUCUGGACAUCCUGCAGCUGGUCAGCCAGAUGCUGCUGUUCUGUAAGUCAGCGGUGACGCCCGUGCUGCUGUUCACCCUCUGCCAGCCGUUCACCAGAGCCUUCCUGGACUGCUGCUGCUGCUGCUGCGAGGAGUGCGGCCCGUCGUCGCGCUCCGACGCCGCGACCAGUGACAACGACAACGAGUGCACCUCUGCCGAGGUGGAGCUGUCACCGUUCGGGACGCUCCGUGGGGAGCCGUCCACCUCCGCCUCCUGCAGCCAUGUGGGGACGCACUGCUGAGGGGAAGAGUCAACCGCUACUGGGAGAUAUAGAGUGGUGCAGGAAUGAAUCCUAAAACCUGGGAAUUAGUCAGCAUAUUUGGUUCCCUCCUCUGGAUAAUCCCAAAUCACAUGGGAAAAUCCCAUUGGCUUUUUGCUAGCCCGUUGCUAUGCUAACUUCAGGGUCAGAAUACAGAAUCCCUGCACCGCUCUAUACUGAUGAGGGGUUUGUCGGUGGAGGCGUUGACACAUCAGGCUGUAAACUCCUGAGCUUCUACAAACUGUUGGACACGUGUUUACUGACGGACAGACUGAAGCCGUCCUCCACUGUUUACAGAGUUUAUAUAUAAAAGAUCACACAGACAUUAUUAGUAAAUCACAUUCAUUUGAUCAGUUCCUUUCUUUGACUCACCAGAUGUUUUUCUGAAUCUGCACUCUUUAUCAUCACUGUAUUUCACAGAGGCUGAGAGCAGACAUGGACGCUGAGUAGACUCAGCCGUGAUCACGUGAUGACGGCCUCAGAUAAGUGACUUUAAUUUACGAGUCUGUCUUUUCAAUUUCAUUUCCUUGGAAUACAAAUUAUUUUAUUGAGUCUAUGUCAUCAUGUUGAAUUCACAAUCAGCUGUUAACGUUCCCCUAAAAAAGCAACCACAAAUUCUGCUGUUUUUAUACGUUUUUGGGCGGGUAAAUGUUACCCUCCCUCUGUAUGGUUAUGGUUAAGGUUGCUAUUCGGUCUCCCAUUGGAUGAAACUGACUAAGACGAAGGGACAUUGCUGCGUCAGGACCUCCCGAUAAGUAAAAACAGAUCAUAAAAAUAUGGUUUCCUGUAGACAAUGUCUUGUUUUUGUGCAACUGACAUGUUAAUAACUCAGUCUUUGUUAUGGCAAAAAUGUUGUCAAAAACAUUGAUCAAUGGGUCUUGCAGCGUUCAAUCAAUAUCUAUCUUUACGGUAAACAGUGCCAAGAUACAUAUGAAAAUACAGACUCUUAAAAAAAAGUGUCACUCACUUGAUUUGAUGUUUAGGCAAAACAACUCAUCGUCAACACUGGCCGCCGUCAGCCCCUGUGGAUUUAUUAUUUUGAAUGUUUAUUUCUCGUGUGAGUGAGUCAGUGGGAUGUACUGUACAAUACUGACAGGGCUGAUGAUGCUGUGUGUGAAACUCUGCUCAGUUUGCAAUGAGACUGAAAUACUGUUGUUGUUGUUGUUGUUGUUGUUGUUGUUGUUGUUGUUUUUUAGCCACAAGAGAAACUGUCACUUUAAUUAAAUAAUGUUUUAAGAAUA